AUGGGGGGUACAUCAUUUGCUCGAGGAGCCGGGGCCGGGGCCGGUGCAUUCCUCAGGGGUGCAGGAGCCGGUGCGUUCCUUCGGGGUGGUGGUGCUGGUGUUGGUGGCGGUGCUGGUGUUGGUGGUGGUGAAGGUGGCGGUGGAUGCGGAGGUGGAGGUGGAGGGGAUGGAGGUGGUGGUGGUGGAGGUGGCGGUGGUGGCCGAUAUUUUUUGUUCAUAGACUUUACCGGCGGUGUUAUCGGUGCUGGGGGUUUCGGUUCAACUCUAGGCGUUGGGACUGCAUUAUUUGCUCGAGGUGCCGGGGCCAGUGCAUUCCUAUGGGGUGCUGGAGCUGGUGCAUUACCUCGGGGUGCCGGAGCUGGCACUGGCGACUUCGGUGGAGCCGGUGGCGGGGGACUCUGUUUUGGAGGAGGGCCGGGGCGGCUAGGAAAGUAA
This is a messenger RNA of Argentina anserina (silverweed cinquefoil), 435 nucleotides long. Its product is annotated as glycine-rich protein 5-like. The transcript has 2 exons. The coding region runs from base 1 to 435 and encodes 144 amino acids. The record is from RefSeq and is a predicted model, not a curated record. NCBI's taxonomy places the organism in Eukaryota, Viridiplantae, Streptophyta, Magnoliopsida, Rosales, Rosaceae.